Messenger RNA from Copidosoma floridanum, 720 nucleotides. RefSeq names its product lysozyme-like. Gene Ontology annotation, molecular function: lysozyme activity. The record is from RefSeq and is a predicted model, not a curated record. NCBI's taxonomy places the organism in Eukaryota, Metazoa, Arthropoda, Insecta, Hymenoptera, Encyrtidae.
UUCUUCCCACUAAGAAGAUCGAAGAUUAGAUUAUCGAUCAAAGUGGUAUAAAACGCUGAGACCCGCGCGAGGAUGAGCUUGUUGUCGAUUAAGAUUUCAGUGAAGAGUGUUUCUAGUGAUACGAGGUUUUUUCUUUUGUUUUCCAGCUCACGCACCUGCACUAGUAUGGGGUUGAAAAGUUUGUCUUUUGCCCUCGCACUAUUAUUGGCAGCUGCUUUUGUUUACGGCGAAGAGCAAGGCGAGAUUACGCAAGCCUGUCUCGGCUGCAUCUGCGACGCAGCAUCCGGAUGUAAUACGACGAUUGGGUGCACCGGAGAUGUUUGCGGACCUUUCAGAAUAACCAAGAUAUACUGGACGGAUGGGGGAAAGCCAAGCAUUGAUGGUGAAUCCGAUGGCGAUGACAGUGGUUUAGUCAUAUCACUAUUUAUCGUCUACAAAAAUAAUCACGAUGAAAUUUUAAAGAAUAUUGUGCAAUGGGACUGCAACGGUGACGGAACAAUCGAUUGCAACGAUUACGCCCGCAUUCAUCAUCUGGGUGGAUUUGGAUGUACGGGAGCGUUGGAUGAAACUUACGAAAAUACAUUUACCUACUGUCAUAACAUAUUUAAAGAAGCUUAGAUGUUUCAAGUUCCAACUGUGACAUCUCGUUCUUAUUUAUCUUUAUUAUAUGAUUUUUAAUUAUAUGCAUUGAAAAACUCAAGUCUAUGAACAAAUAACCAA